AAACAAACAAACACACACACACGGCAUCAUUAGCACCGGUCUUGAUUGACAGCUGAAGUUUUCACCAUACUGAAUUGGAAGAAGACAGUUAGUGACAGAUUGAGUAAAAAAAACCUUGAUAUUAAAAGCUGUUCUGGUUCCUCUGUUUUAUUGCUGACAUUCAAGGAUUCUCAUCUUGUUGGUUCCUCUUGGCUUUGGUGUUCUGGUUCUGGCAACAGCUGGAUCUACUAGUAGAAUUAACUGGUAACAAGAUCACUCUCUCCUCCAAGUUUCAACAUUUCAUCAGAAAUUGCAAAUCUUCAAUGGAAGGUCUGAAUUGGGAUCCAACUCCUUCACAUCUUGCAGCAAACACACCAAUCUUAUGGAGUUCUCAGCAGCAGCAACAAGAGUUUGAAGGAGGCUACCCCAUAUCCAGCUUAACUUCAAGUGUUCUAAAUCAAAUACAAGAUAUGCAGAAACCUCCUCAAACAUUUCAUGCAAAUUCCAAUCCUGAAAGAUUGAUUUAUCAGUCAUCAGUUGCUUCUUCCACCAGUUCAGAUCAGAUAAUGGAUGUGAUUCAUCACAUUCACAACACAAACAUAUCACAUCAUGCAGCAACAACCAUGUCAGUGAAAUCAGGACCUUUAACAUCCCAAUCCCACCCAUUUUUUAGCAACUACAACAUCACAGAUUUCAACAUGGUCCACCAACAACGACUUAUCAAUGGCUCACAACAAAACUCUCUUGAUUGCUUACUUUCAGCUACUAACAGCAACACAGAUACUUCUGUGGAAGAUGAUGGGAUCUCAAUGAUUUUACCUGACUGUGGAAACUUAUGGAACUUCAGUCAUGGCAGUGCAGCAGCUUCCUCUGGUGAAUCUGAGACUAAUGCUUCUAAUGGUACUAAAAACAAACACAUGGAGUUCCAAGUCAAUGAACCUGUCCAAACAGUGUCUCAAAGCUCCUCUGAUCAAUUGAAGCCAAAGAGGAGAAAUAAUCAAUCCUCUGAUGACCAAUACUUCACUAUGCUUGAGAAUUCUCCAAUUGAAGGUGGUUUCAGAUUAAUCUCAGAAAAUCCACCAAAGUGCAAGAAACCAAGAUGGGAAAAGGGUUCCUGCAGUUCAUCUAACAUCAAUUUCCAGCAACCAAACUCUUCUUCUUCCAUUGAAGAGCCUGAUCCAGAGGCAAUUGCACAAAUGAAGGAAAUGAUAUAUAGGGCGGCAGCUUUUAGGCCUGUGAGCUUGUUGGGGUUGGAGGAGGUGGCUGAAAAGCCUAAGAGGAAGAAUGUGAAGAUAUCAAGUGAUCCACAAACUGUGGCUGCAAGGCAAAGAAGGGAGAGAAUAAGUGAUAGGAUUAGGGUUUUGCAGAAGAUUGUGCCUGGUGGGAGCAAGAUGGACACUGCAUCAAUGCUUGAUGAGGCUGCAAAUUACCUCAAGUUUCUCAGGUCACAGGUCAAGGCACUGGAAAGUUUAGGGAACAAAGUUAGUACUGCAAUGGAUUAUUGUUCUCCUUCUAGCAUUGCCUUCUCUUUCAAUCCUUCUUUUCCCAUGCAAAUGAAGGAUGAUUACCAGUUACCAUCAUCACAUCCACCAUUCCCAGGGUUGAAGUGAUCUAUUACCAAUUAACAUGGGGGUAUGGUAUGAAUAAUAGAAUGUAUAAUAGGGUAUGAAAACCCAUGACCUCUAAUCAUUUCAUUUCAUUGCAACCGACAAUGAUUAACAUAUCUGAUAUUCAUUUUUUAGCCAAAGCUGCUUGAAAAACCUAGCAGUUGACAUGUAUCAUUUUAUUGUAAUUGUCUUCAGUAUAAUCUGCAUUCAUCAGUGACUUGUUUAAAAGUUUUAUUA
Molecule: messenger RNA, 1823 nt
Organism: Lotus japonicus
Lineage: Eukaryota; Viridiplantae; Streptophyta; Magnoliopsida; Fabales; Fabaceae
Product: transcription factor bHLH87-like
Exons: 3
Coding region: 303-1589 (428 amino acids)
Biological process (GO): regulation of DNA-templated transcription
Molecular function (GO): DNA-binding transcription factor activity; protein dimerization activity
Source: RefSeq, a predicted model, not a curated record